Messenger RNA from Tachysurus fulvidraco (yellow catfish), 2571 nucleotides. RefSeq names its product leukotriene B4 receptor 1-like. The transcript has a single exon. Gene Ontology annotation, cellular component: membrane. Gene Ontology annotation, biological process: immune response; G protein-coupled receptor signaling pathway. The record is from RefSeq and is a predicted model, not a curated record. NCBI's taxonomy places the organism in Eukaryota, Metazoa, Chordata, Actinopteri, Siluriformes, Bagridae. Gene Ontology annotation, molecular function: G protein-coupled receptor activity. Bases 686 to 1561 code for a protein of 291 amino acids.
UAACAACUAAGCCACCGUGCCCCCCCAUCCAAAUAUAUAUAUAUAUAUUACUUAAAUUUUACUUAAUAUUUUGCAAACUAUUCUGUAAUUGAGUUCAAACUAGUUAUUGUUUUCUCCCUUGCUCAAUCUGAAUAUCCUUUCAGCACAUAUAGCACUGUUUGCCUUUACUGUUUUUCACCUAUUUACUGUGGUGAAUUAUAAUCCUAUUAUUUGGUGUCACACAAAAGACACCGGGGGUUUUUCUACUUUAAACACUGAAAUGUGCUUGUAAUGGCAGUACAUUUAUGGUAUUAAACCAGUUACAUGGAUCAGAAUUGUACUGAAGUCUCAAGUCUUUUCUCCAGCCAGUUUCUCAGAUAACCAUCAGUUCUCUCAUGAGAAGGGAUACUGCAACAAAAGUAGUACAUGCCACCUAAACAUUUUCAUUUCAAAUGCAGUUUUUCUGAUUGACUCAACUCAAGCCCCCACAAUGACCACAUCAAUAAGUAACAGGAAGCUGCAAACUAUUCGCAAUUCUAUUUUCUUUAUGACCUUAAGAAAUGCAAAAUACAUUGGUGAUUUUUUUAUGUCAUAACCUGCUGACAUGCAUGUUUCGACACCAUGUUUUUUAUCCACAUAAGAAACCACAGACCUACAUCUACUUCAUUUAUUUUCUGCUACACUCUGUUACACGAUAGCUCUAAACAUGCAGCAGCUCAACUCAUCCAACAGCUCUCUCACCGCUUCUGUCUCUACUGUGAACCUGAUUUCCAGUAGUGUGCUGGCAGUUUGCUUCAUACUGGGAGUCCCUGGUAAUAUUGCUGUAAUGGUGCGUCUGUCUGGAUGGCUGAAGAGAAGCAGUUUCACCCCGAGACUGAUGCUAAGCCUGGCCAUAUCAGAUCUACUCACUCUGAUUUCUCUCCCGGUUUGGAUUUGGGCUGUUCUGCAUGAAUGGGUGUUUGACUUGGUCUUGUGUAAUCUUCUCUCUUACAUGAUCUACUUAAGCUUCUACUGCAGCGCACUGUGUGUGAUUUUGAUGAGCAUGCAGCGAUACAUCCAAGUGCUGCAUCCUGAGAAAUGGAAGAAGCUUGGCAGAAAAGGAAAGAAGAUCCUUUUGAGUGGGAUGUGGAUGUUAAGUGCAGUUUUAUCAUGCUAUGGUCUCAUACUAAGCAAUAUAAGCUUGGACAGAGGAGGACGACUUCAGUGCACGCUAAGAUAUCGGAAUAAUGCUGAAAGAGUGCUUACAUUAACCUGGGAGAUUAUAAUAUUUGUGGCUUCAUUCACCAUCAUAUCUUAUUUCUACUUUCAACUUCACAGAGGAGUUAAUAACUCAGCUUUCUUUAGCAGUAACUCAUUGACCAAGCUGGUGACCAGAAUUGUGGUGUUUUUCUUCAUUUUGUGGAUCCCGAAUCAAAUCUCUGACGUUGUGAUCAUCUUUGCUGCAUUGACUGGGAAUGACACUCUGUUAAGAUCUGUAGUAUCUGUAGAGAAUGUUACUACAGUUCUGGUUUUUAUUAACAGUUGUGUGAACCCCUUCCUGUACGCUUUCUCUGCUCGGGCUCUUCCACAGGGAACAGCUUGAACAAAUGAUCAUUAAUGUCUUGGAAAAUAUAGAGGUUUGAGUGAGCUGAUGCACAUCUCUGACAGCCUUUCACAGACAUUGCAUUUAAAGGUACACCAUAUAAAAUUAUAUGAAUCAUUUUGAUUAUUCCUGCAGUCUAUUUUUAUAGUUUUUUCUACAUCAUCUAAUUCUUUUUUAUUACACCUAACAUAUUUUGCAGGUGAAUUUAACAGAUACUGUAUGACUUUUUAAAUGUCUACCUAAAACAUUUGUGUGAUCCUAAAGCAUAAUGGCUUGAAACAAAAAGUAAGUCUUAAAUUAGAAAGUGAUAAAUGUUGCUCAAUCAAAAAUGUGUUCAUCAAUAUUAGCAACAUUCAUUAAGAGUAUAGUUUUGUGAUUGUUAGAUUUUUUGUGUCUCUGCUUUACAUUGCUGAUUUUAUAUAUAGUUUUAGUUGAAACUAAAAGCUGUUUUCUGAACUUAAAAACACUUACAUUUUGAGCUAUAAACCAAAAUAAAGUUUUCUGAUUUUUAAAAAUGCUACUUCUGCACAUUUGUGAGACAACAUGACAGGAACUUGCAGCACAUUUACUGUGAGUUGUAACAUAUUAUAAUUGUACAGGAAUUUGCUUCAGAGCGUAGAGAUUUAAGGCAAAAAAAGACACACACACACACACACACACACACACACACACACACACACACACACACACACACACACAGACACACACACACACUCCCCUACCUACUAAAGGAAGAAAUGCAACAGAUACAGAGCUGAUAAUGAUGUAAUAUUGUCUUCUUUGUAAAUAAAAGAAUCGGAAUUAAACCAUGCAGUAUCUCAAGAUGUUCUACUUUGAAACAAAACCAAAAUUUGUCACUCCAGUCUCACUACAACUGCAAGCGAUAUGUCCCAACUUGAUUGAGGAAGCCUGUGGUGCAUUGGGAACCAAGACCAAUACCCCAAUUCCAUCAUGUGCCACUGGUCCUAGAACUGGUUUUACAUGAAUCUCAUUACUGUCUAUACAUUUAU